Molecule: messenger RNA, 381 nt
Organism: Purpureocillium lilacinum
Lineage: Eukaryota; Fungi; Ascomycota; Sordariomycetes; Hypocreales; Ophiocordycipitaceae
Source: RefSeq, a predicted model, not a curated record
AUGAGGUACGCUUGGUCGAUAUACGCGGGAGACAUGACAGGUGGUCGGCCGCAACCGAGUGAAAAGCUGCAACUGUCAGUGACGCAUGAGAUUGUAGUCUCCGUGGACAAUUUACUGCAGAUGAUUGAGACAUAUCGUGGCCCAAAGCCGCAAAUGCCUCACAUUUCCUGGGCUGACCCUGUUUGCGUUGAGGUUGUCCGUGAUGGCGGUGAAGUCAAUCACCAGCAUAGCUUGUUGGGCCGCAUAACCGGAAAGCAACCAGCUAUCCACGUAGGGCUGGCGGGCCUGGAAUCACUUAGGGUGUGUUCUCAAGAGUUGGUGGCCAUUGACAAGCAUACCCUAAUGGGCGGCGUCAACGUCGAGACGAUCACCAUUGCGUAA